Molecule: messenger RNA, 1830 nt
Organism: Pocillopora damicornis (cauliflower coral)
Lineage: Eukaryota; Metazoa; Cnidaria; Anthozoa; Scleractinia; Pocilloporidae
Product: histamine H2 receptor-like
Biological process (GO): G protein-coupled receptor signaling pathway
Cellular component (GO): plasma membrane
Molecular function (GO): G protein-coupled receptor activity
Source: RefSeq, a predicted model, not a curated record
AUUCACAAAUAGUUUUGAUUUCUUAACUCUUCCUGCAUAACGCUUCAUAAUAAGAAACCAAUUUAAACAAAACAAUUGACUUAAUUCUAGUAUCGAAACCAUGAUGAAUGGAAAGCCUGGGUUUAGAGCGAUUGCCAAGUGGCUGCGGAAAUGACAGGUUAUUUUUUUCACGACUUAUUUAAUAGGUAAUAGAGUGGAUGCAAAAAUUUAAUCAUUUUCUUUAGUUGUGAGAACUAAAGUUAAUCCCGUAUAGUCCAAUGAGAUACCGAUAUGACUGAAUGAAUAAAUAGGAAACUCGGUGUAGAAAGUUAAAAAAAAGAUGAGUGCUAUUGAAACUAUUUCUUGUGCAUUUUGGAGUAAAUUAGCAUUAGUGAAAAUUGCACAAACCCUACAGGGUUAAGCUCGUUUACCAACUUACACCCAAAUGAUUUGUUAACAUAUAACAAACGCACAAAAAAGAAUACGCGAAAGGGAGACGACCAAUGAUUAAAAAAAAAAAAAGAAGUUAGAUUUUUGAGAGGAAAUAGGACCGUCAUAUUUUCGAAACAGAAAUUAGUUUUAGGCAUUCUAGAAAUGCUAUUCAGUAAGCCAAUGAGCAUUGCAGGCUCGCGCUAUUACCGUGUUUGUUUUCUCCUUUGAGUCCAUUUAUCGAACUUGCAAAAUGAAGUCCUAGUCUUCUUUCAGGCAAAACUAUGAACAACUCUUCGGUGAUCAAAGUUAAUCCAUCAAUCUCUAGCGCUGAAGUUUGUUGCCUGUCCCUAUACCAUGGCUGUGCUAUAAUGGUAGUUAACACGCUGAUUGCCCUGUUAGGUACGUUUGGUAAUUUUCUUGUUUGCAUAGCGGUACUCACCAAGCCUCGUCUUCGCCGAUGCUCGAAUAUCCCAUUGCUUAGUUUGGCCAUUGCUGACUUGAUCAUAACAGUGAUCUGCGAGCCUUUGGUCGUGGCAAUGGUCGGUAAAAUAACCUUUCUACACGAGUGUGCGCCUAGUCUUGAACUCGGUUACUCACUUUUAGCCAACCUUUGCUGUUCCUCGUCGAUUAUGCAUCUUGUGGCAAUCAGUAUGGACCGCUUCUUAGCUGUCACCUUCCCUCUUCGUCACGGUCGGAUCAUGAAGAACUACGGCUUAAAAAUCAUGCUGGUGGCAGUGUGGGUUGUCGCUUUUGCAUUCGCCACAGUUCGACAGCUCUUCCCGAAAAAAACUUAUUACUUAGCUGCAGUAAUGUUUGCCGUUGGUUAUUUCCUCAUGUUCGUUUGUUACUUGUUGAUAUUGCUUACUUUGGUCAGGGGAAGGAAACGAAAGGGCCGUGUGGGAGCGCAAUCAUCCAUUGAUGUCAAUUUGAAAGUCGAACGGCGUGUUGCACUAACACUGGCAAUUGUGAUCAUUUUGUUUUCUGUCACCUGGUUUCCGUUGAUUGCUGUUUUUUUCAUCGCAGGAAAAUCUCUGGUUGAAAAGUAUGGUCCAGCAUACAUGUGGAUUAGAUCUUUGGCUCUCUCUAACUCUGCUAUGAACUUUGUUGUUUACAGCGCAAGAGUUCGAGACUUCCGCGAUGCCUAUAUCUCGAUAUCCCGCAAGAUGUUCGGUUGCUGAGUUGAAAAUGCAAACACCGGUUCUAUUGUAUGGUAGAGCUUCUGAUAUUAUGUCCUGUGGUAAAGGGAUCAGUUGCAAUGAUCAAUUUAUUAUAAUAAUAUUAAAAAUCAUACGCUUAACUUAAGCUUAUGAAUUAUAUCCAAAUAUUUUCCUACUUUCGAUUCAUAGUUGGAAAUCUCGAAACUGAUUAAUGUAAAGAACACAAUGAGUCAACCUUAAUUUGCAUUCGAACACAUAAAAA